AGUAAUGAACAAAACGCCAUAACAAUUGUGUUAUUUCUUGGUUUGGAAUAGACAGAAAUUUCUACAAUGACUUCUUCAUCCUCUUACACAUUAGUAGCUUGUAUCCUGCUGACAGCAUCAAUAUUGGUGAUUUGUGUUCAUAGUUCUGCAUUGAACUAUGACCCAUCUAAGACUUAUUCUUACCUAUACCACACUGAUAUUCUGCUCAAUGAUGCCAACAGUAAAAAGAGUAGUGUGUCCCAGCAGGAUGUUGGUGCCAAGAUAAUAAUAAACUUUAAUCUGGCCACAAUUUAUAAAGAUCAGGAUGUUCAGAUGUUUAAGCUGUCAAUCACAAAGGCCAGCUUGUCAGGGGCUACAACCCAAGCUCCUGUGGACUUGCUGCAUCUUCUGUCUGUGCCUGCCAUUUUCCAGCUGUCCAACAACCUUGUGAGCCAGCUGUAUUUAGCUGAUGAGUCGUCAUUCAGUCGCAACAUCAAGAAAGGUAUCAUUGGCUUGUUCCAAGUCCAGGACAAUGCAGGGGAGAGAACUGAGGUGGAUGUCAGUGGAGAGUGUCUGGUCAAGUACACCAACAUUGAGCCUGGUGUUAUUGACAGGACCAAGGCAGACUGUCAGAACCUGGAGAUAGCUGGUCAGUUCUCUACCAGGAAUAAGGCUCUUGGGGUGUCUGUGUAUAGCAAGUCUUCUACCCAGUAUCACCUGAAAAAUUCUGUCAUUGAGAGGGCUACAGGGACCCAUCGUGUCAUCACAUAUCUCAACAUUAGACCAUCAUUGAAUGGUGGCGCCACCUCUAGUCAAAGUCUACUGCUGGAAUCAGUCGUUGUAGGAAGUCCCACGUCCAGCAGUGCACAGGAGGCUCUAGACAAAGCUCAGGCAGAGGUCCAAUCUUCUUAUACCAUAUCUCUACUGCCUAGUGAGGAAGAGAUACAGCAAUGUACAGAAAAAUGCCAAACUCCAGAAUCGUUGCUGAGUAAAUUAGCAGAGGAUUUGAAAGCUGAGAACUUGGCCACACUCAAGUCAGCUAAAGCUUUUACUCAACUGCUCAAAAGCAUUAGGGUGGUGGGCAAGGAAACUCUUACUAAGCUGAUGACAAGUCCUGAUAGCUAUUAUGUAGUGCCCCAAUUAAUUGACAUAGUCACUGCAGCUCAGACCGAGGCCAGUCAGAGAGCUUUAUUUGAGCUCUUAGAUUUUCAGAGCGAGAGUUCUAUAGAACAUCCUCAAAGAUUUCUGUUUGCUGCAGCUUAUUCAUCUCACCCUUCAGAGAGUUUGAUAGCUGACUUGCUGUCUGUGCUAAAGAACCCACUUCCCAGUGCCAGCCUCAGGGAGUCUGUGCUGCUCUCUCUGGGUGCCAUAGUCCACACUUUCUGUCAAGUUGUGGACCAGUGUCAACUCACUGUAGUUGAGGAAUUUAAAAACAUUCUGAGGUCUGGGUUGGCCAGCUGUGAGGAUGAACCAUGUCGUCUCAUGUAUGUGCGUGCGCUAGGCAACGCCGGCCUGCCUGAAACCGUUGCAGAUAUUCUUCCACUAGCUGAAUCCCCAGCCAGUCCAAUGCUAGCUGCCACAGCCAUAUCAGCUUUCAGACGCAUCCCUGCUAAAUUUAUCAGCGCUCAGGUUAAAGAAUCACUUCUGCGAAUAUUUCACCAAAAUAAAGCCACUUACGAUGCCAGUGUUAGGUUGUCUGCCCUUGAGUUUAUUCUCGACAAAUCCCCGUCAGAUCAGGAGUUGAGAAACAUUAUUUUGUCAGCAGUUGAUCAGAGUGAACCAGAGUUUUCUACUUAUGUCAUUAACUUGUUGCUUGAUGCUGCUUCUGUGUAUCCAACAUUUGCAGAACAGUUGACCAGGGUCCUACAGGACAGACAACUAAACAACUACAACCUUUGGGCCCAGCGAGGGAAGUCCAGUGUCCUAACUAGUUAUUUGGCCAAAAUGAAAGAUGUGAAUACCACCUACAACUUGUUCUUUGAAAACUCUGCCUCUGGUGUCAUGAAGAGAAGUGGGAUGUUGGUCAGUCUGAUUGGGAAAUCAAUUCACCAACCUUUCCUUAAGUUUGGGAUCUAUGCAGAUGGCUUGGACGCGCUGAUGGGUCAAGAGGUCGAGGCUGCCCCUGCAGACACUGAUGACUCACAGGAGGAGACCUCUUCUGUUGAGCCCACUGCAGGAAUGUCCUUCACCUUUAUGGACGUCCUGCUGACACAAGUUGAAUUUUUCAGAGGGACUGCAGGGCUGAUGUCUGCAGCAUGGAAUGCUCCAUCAGAGUUGACUUCAGCUUUACAGGGAAACACUCUUCUCCAAGACCAUUCCCAGAAGUUUCAUCUCUCCAAUGGAUUAGUGCUGGAUACAGAUGUCACAGGUGUGUUGUCCAUGGAUUUAUCCGGUUAUGUCAGCAUCAGCCUGUGGAACAGAAACUGUGAGGCCUUAAUCAGAAACAGUGGUGCCAUCUACCUGGAAGGUUCCAUGCAGCUCAACUCCGCUCUGCUCAACCUAGGCCUGUCCUUCAGUGGGGAGGCCCAGAGCAACAUAGACUUCACAUCCAACGCAGAUUUCUAUCAGAUGCCACUCAAACUUUGCAUGCAAAUGAAGAGGCCAGAAUUUGAAUUUUUACAAAUGUUUCAGAAAAGAGAACAAAUAAACAAAGGAAAAACCAAGAAAUUUCAAAUCAAAACCAAAUCAAAAUCAUCUGGAGAAUCAUAUUUCCUCAACAAAGCAAAUUCUGAUGAAUGUCGUGUAAUGAUAACUGAAGAUUAGUUUUUGAAAAUAAAAAAUUCACCAAGAUCAGCAUUCCUCACUAUUCAUGACUUCAUAAACAUGUUUUUUGAGUAUGAUUAUGUGAUUGUUUAGAUGAGCAAUUCAUGUUAGCAAGGAGGUAAAUGUGGUUAGCUUAUAUAUGUGGUUAGCUUAUGUAUACAUGGUUGUAAAAGUGUGAGUCUGAGUGACUAUAUCUGUAUGUUGGCAGUUUAUUUGGUCAGUUUAUGUUGAGCAACAUGUCACAAAGGUUUCUAAGAGUGGGUUUUAAGUGAACAAUUCUAUAAAAAUACAGUCAGAGAUUUGUCUUAAUGAUAUAU
Messenger RNA from Physella acuta, 3059 nucleotides. RefSeq names its product microsomal triglyceride transfer protein large subunit. The record is from RefSeq and is a predicted model, not a curated record. Lineage: Eukaryota; Metazoa; Mollusca; Gastropoda; Physidae. Gene Ontology annotation, cellular component: basolateral plasma membrane; Golgi apparatus; endoplasmic reticulum. Gene Ontology annotation, molecular function: lipid binding. Gene Ontology annotation, biological process: lipoprotein metabolic process; lipid transport.